GUAUACCUUGAUUAAAGAUAUUAGUUAGUGUGGUAAAUGGAUAGUGUGCACAAGUUUUUUUUAAACUUUUAAACACAUUUUGAGAUAAAUUUUCUGAUUCGCUAGAAAUCGUAAAAAAGCUCAAACAAGCGUUAAUUUUUAUGUCAUGAAAAUGUCGCGAAAUAUAAUGUCAGCAUCGUCGUCAUCGUCGGCAUAUUUAAUGGGAUCUAGAUCUACCGACAAUCAUGCAGAGUUUAAUAUCUGGAAUCUUAUAAACCGAAAAACAUUGGAGAACGCAUUUUGUAUGACAUCCAAGUUCCGUGUACGCGCAAAGAUACAUCGAAUCAAGACUACCAAGAUCCAUCGCCAACGUAGGUCAAUGGAGGACGUGAAAGCCGUGCAGGAGGAAGACACGUCGUCAUCGUCCUCGGAUAUCAGUCAAGACUGGAAUGACUUUGAUGAUGAUGAAGACGAUUUGAUAGAUCUAUACAGCAUGCUGUCAUCAAAACCCACUUUGUCGGCGGCGGCGGGAAGCAUUGUAACCAUGUCUAAAUCUUACAGUAUCAGCAGACCUUUCUCCGGAGCUGAAGCAGAUGUAGUGUCAGUGAUCGCAGAAUCUGGUACCAGAGCGCAGAAGCUAUACUUGAAACGAUGUGCAGACUUCUUGAUAACACCAUCAAAGAUUUUCUUAAAGGCACUACCGUCGGUAGUUGUUGAUAUUGCGCAUCAGAACAUUGGGCCAAAAGGCGCCGAGGCUUGUGCCAUUGCUCUCUCGCAAACCAGAUCAGUUCGUGUUGUUAACUUGAAUGAUAAUGCAAUCGGUCACAGAGGAGCCAAAUUCAUCGCCCUUUUGUUGAAGGAGAAUAAACAUAUCACAGAACUGAAUUUGUCGGACAAUAAUCUUGGCUCUCGUGGAGCAAAGUAUCUUGUUAACGUAAUGAUGGAACUAGAUAUCAUACAGCGCCUUGACCUUUCUAAUAAUGGCUUCAAAGAAAAAGAUGCUAUCCUGUUUAAGCAGCUACUAGAGGAAACAAGAAACCUGCAGUACCUUAAUCUUAGCUAUAACGCAUUCCGGGAAGAGGGAGGUCAGCUUCUAGGUGAAGCUCUCAGUUACAAUGAUGGCUUGGAGGAACUGGACUUGACCUGGAAUCAUCUCAGACGCCAGGGGGCUACAGGUCUGGGUGAGGGAUUAAUGGAUAAUACCUCACUAAAGAAGCUGACUGUGGCAUGGAAUGGCUUCUAUUUGGAGGGAUGUAUAGCCUUACAGAAAACGUUGUUUUAUAAUACGACUCUGGAAGUCCUUGACCUCACUAGUAACAGAAUUAACAGGGAAUGUAUAGAACAGUUGACCUACGGUCUCGCCAAGAAUGCAACAGUUCAUACACUCAUUCUGAAGUUCAAUCCAGUGACAAGUGAUGGUGCCAAUGAUAUACUGCAGUUCCUUGUAGACAAUCCCAUAUCGCGCAUUAAACUUCUGGAUCUAGGGAUACAACAAGUAGACCAAAAUUGCCUAGCCCUUAUCAACGAGGUUCAUCUGCAAGGUCGAGAACUAAAGGUCAUUCACGGUCACGUGAUUGGUCAACUGAAGUCAAAGAGCCCGGAAAUAGAGAAAACACUUAUAGAAGAACACCCAGCCCUGGUUCUAAUAGAGUUUGGUAAAAUGAUGGGAUUUCGUCUAGUAGAUCUCUUCUCAUCGCUGGACAAAGAUGGCAGUCGAACACUCGACAAAGACGAAAUACGUAAAGGUCUCAAGCUUGCGAACGUGCCAUUCAGCGAUGACUCUAUAGAUAUUUUGAUCAAGAAACUCGACAUUAACGGUGACGGAGAGAUCGAUUUCAGUGAGCUUCUCGUCGCACAGCAACAACACCGAGAGGCGGUAUCAAAAAUGAUAGAGGCGGAGCAAAGCGAAGGGAGGAUUCAAUUGGAAGACACGCCUAUGUGGCGGAUACGGACACGCCUGAUGAAACUGAUGGCAGAGAAAAUGGCAGAUUAUGCAUCUUUCAAACGUAUAUCAGAAAGUAUUGCAAAACAAGUUCAGAGGAAGAACGAUGAAUUAGAAGCGAGAAGAGAAGCUAUCACAAAAGAAAGAGCCCGCCGGCCACGUAAGGUUAAAUCAAGACCAUCGUCGUCAACACAGCCAAUUCCAAUUAUUGAUAACCCAUAUUUCACAAAAGAUCUGAAUUUAGAAGACUUUGAUUCUGAAACUGAAGAAAUUGUAGAAGGUAACGGACUGGAUAUAGAAUUAGACAAAGAUAAUAAACUUGAAGCAGAAUCUGUUGAAGGCAUAAAUACUGAAGAUGUACCACACAAAGAAAAGCGAAAUGUAAAGGGUAUUACUGGACAAAGGACAGCGAAGGACGCUCAGAAUCGUUUUAGAAAAAGGUCUAUACAACUACCAGUAAGAAGUUCCGAUUUUAUUGGCAUAGAAGGCGCGAAAACGUGUACAGUCGGCUCGGAAGUUAGUAUACCGGAAGAUUCAGAGAAUCAUAAAGAUAAUGUGUCCGAGGACUGAACGAAGAACCUAAAUUGCAGCUAAAACUUUCUUGAUAUCUAAGCGUCCUAUGUGUUUUAGUUGACCGUAUGGGCGGUUGCAUUCUUUAAAUGUUACUUUUUCUGUCGGGCAUUUGAAGUGGGUAAUUGCCAUUAUUUGUGUUUUAAGAGACCACCUAAAGAGAGGACAAAAUAUGAUCUCUUAACACAACUGGUAGACUUACAAAGUCUGUUGAGAUAAAUAAUCUGUAAUAAUGUUAAAGCGAGAAGGACACUGAUUAUUUUCUAAACAAACGAAACAUUGUCUUUCUAGGCUCAUCUCAAUAGAGUCAGAGAUAAGAGAGAUAUUGUAUUUUUUUCAAGAAAGUGGUAUUAAAGAGGAUUUUAUGGUA
Mercenaria mercenaria is the source of this 2861-nucleotide messenger RNA. Its product is annotated as leucine-rich repeat-containing protein 74A-like. Bases 146 to 2491 code for a protein of 781 amino acids. Gene Ontology annotation, cellular component: nucleus; perinuclear region of cytoplasm; cytosol. The transcript is spliced from 14 exons. The record is from RefSeq and is a predicted model, not a curated record. NCBI's taxonomy places the organism in Eukaryota, Metazoa, Mollusca, Bivalvia, Venerida, Veneridae. Gene Ontology annotation, biological process: activation of GTPase activity; nucleocytoplasmic transport. Gene Ontology annotation, molecular function: calcium ion binding; small GTPase binding; GTPase activator activity.